Octodon degus (degu) is the source of this 2178-nucleotide messenger RNA. RefSeq names its product solute carrier family 39 member 13 (gene Slc39a13). Gene Ontology annotation, cellular component: membrane. The record is from RefSeq and is a predicted model, not a curated record. Gene Ontology annotation, molecular function: zinc ion transmembrane transporter activity. Bases 76 to 1164 code for a protein of 362 amino acids. NCBI's taxonomy places the organism in Eukaryota, Metazoa, Chordata, Mammalia, Rodentia, Octodontidae. Gene Ontology annotation, biological process: intracellular zinc ion homeostasis; zinc ion transmembrane transport. The transcript has 10 exons.
GCGGGGCGCGGCUCCGCAGCUGGAUGGCCCGGCCCGCCCGGAGCUCCGCCGCUGCCGCUGCCGCACGCACGUGGCAUGCCUGGAUGUCCCUUCCCUGGCUGUGGCAUGGCCAGCCAAAGGCUGCUCUUCCUCACCACGCUUGCCCUGCAGCUGCUGGGAAGGGCGGAAGGCACCCAGCCAGCUCUCCAGAACUGGGGGUCCGCAGCAGCCUGUCGCCUGGACAGCAAGGACAGCGAGUCCUGGGGGGCCUUGCUGAGCAGCGACAGGCUGGACACCUGGGUCUGCUCCCUCCUCGGCUCCCUCAUCGUGGGGCUCACGGGUGUAUUCCCGCUGCUUGUCAUUCCCUUGGAGAUGGGAACCAUGCUACGCUCAGAAGCUGGGGCCCAGCGCCUGAAGCAGCUGCUCAGCUUCGCCUUGGGGGGCCUGCUAGGCAACGUGUUCCUGCACUUGCUGCCGGAGGCCUGGGGCUACACUUGCAGCGCCAGACCUGGAGGUGAGGGCCAAAGCCUGCAGCAGCAGCAGCAGCUGGGGCUCUGGGUCAUUGCCGGCCUCCUGACCUUCCUGGCGCUGGAGAAGCUGUUCCUGGACAGCAAGGAGGAGGAGUCCAGGCAGGCGUCCAGCAAAGACUCCACUGCUGCCAUGCUCAAUGGUGGCCACCGUCUCACCCUGGUGGCAGCCCAACCUGGCCUGAAUGCCGCAGUCCGGAACCUCAAAGUCAGUGGCUAUCUCAACCUGCUGGCCAACACUGUAGACAACUUCACCCACGGGCUGGCUGUGGCUGCCAGCUUCCUUGUGAGCAAGAAGAUGGGGCUCCUGACCACCGUGGCCAUCGUCCUGCACGAGAUCCCACAUGAGGUGGGUGACUUUGCCAUCCUGCUCCGGGCUGGCUUCGACCGCUGGAGCGCCGCCAAGCUGCAGCUGUCCACAGCGCUGGGGGGCCUGCUGGGCGCCUGCUUCGCCAUCUGUACGCAGUCCCCCAAGGGCGUAGAGGAGACGGUGGCCUGGGUCCUGCCCUUCACCUCCGGUGGCUUCCUCUACAUUGCCCUGGUGAACGUGCUACCUGACCUCUUGGAGGAAGAUGACCUGUGGCUGUCCCUGCAGCAGGUGCUUCUGCUCGGCGCCGGCGUCCUGGUAAUGGUGCUGCUCUCUGUCUACAUUGAGUGACCUGCCCGCCGCUGCCCACUCCGCGCAGCAGUAAGAUUUGGACUGGCCAGUGAGCUUGCGUGUGCCUGCGAGCGUGUGCGUGUACGCAUGUGCAAACUGUGGCUGCGGUGCAAGACCAACACUGUGAUGCUGCCUGCGCUCCCUGCUGCUGGUUUUCUCGUGCCUGCCCGGGGAGCAGUGAGAAGUGGUAGCGCUGGUCCCUACAGAACCCAGAACCCAAGAGAGUGGAUGGCUUGAGCCUAGGGGACCCGAGAUGAGCAGCCUUCUGCAGUGUAUCCCUCUAGCCACACCCUGCCCGGGCAGCCCACGACAGAGGCUGAGGCAGGCGCUUUCCCCCAGGUCCACCUUCCCAGCCCACCUUGCGCCAGCUCUCCAGCCAAAGAAAAGGGCAGGCUGGUGCCCAAGUUCCUGCCCCCUUGCCAGCGCCGACAGCACCAUGGCUCUUGCCACCUGGAGCUGCCACAUAGGCACGCAGGCCCCUCCCGCCAGCUCAGGGAGGCGCUCCCGUGGGCACAGGGCCUGCAGAUGGCUGGGUGGGACCGCCCCUGCCGUCAGCACUCAGGAAUGUGCUCCUGUGCUCUGAAGCCAUAAUCCCAGCGCUUCCAGCGGCUGCUGCCGAGUGGGUCUGGGAGGCCCUAGGGUGCUCGGCUGUGGGCCACGUGCAUCUGUUAAUACCUGUCUUGUGGACAGCAUAGAAUAAAGAUGCGUAGACCAAAACCCGCAGCCAGGUCCGUCUUGCGGUGCCUGUAUUAGCGACCAUGGAUAAGAAGCUUGGCGACAGGCACCCUAAAGGAUCCCCAUGAGCAAGGGUUUUCUUUUUUGGUCUUUUUGGAGCCAGGAUCUCCCUUUGCAGUUCAGGCUGGCCUUGAACUCAGUGAUCCUCCUACCCCAGCCUCCUGAAUGCUGGGAUUACAGCCCUGUUUACUGAUGAACCUGAAAAGCCAGAGCUUUUCAGGCCGGAAAGCUGAAAAGGUAUCAGGGUGUCAGGCUGGAUCUUGCUCAAAGCUUUUUCAG